ACAAUCUGGCCAGCCUCCCGGAGCAGGUGUGUGACCUCCGUAGCUUGUGGUGGUCGGAACAUGGAGAACUUCUCACUUCUCAGCGUCUCUAGACCUCGAAUCUCUUCCUCUGCCCUGAGUGCUUUUCCUGACAUUAUGUCCUCACUUGCCACCAGCUUGCCAGACUUGGGGAACGCCCAGAAUGGGGAGCAGCUGAGGCGAAACUGCACCAUCUACCGGCCCUGGUUUUCCCCUUACAGCUACUUCGUGUGCACAGACAAAGAGAGCCACUUGGAGGCUUAUGGGUUCCCAGAGGUGGACCGGGAAGAGGGCAGAGGCGACAACUGCCUUAUUGAGGAUGUGGCUGAGAGUGUCUGCUCGUCUUCCUCCUCCCAAGAGAACACGUACCCCAGGGAGGCCAACAAGAAAUCCAAGCAUGGUUUGGAGUCUAUUACAUCCCAGGACAUCCUAAUGGCUUCCAAGUGGCACCCAGCCCAACAGAAUGGCUACAAGUGUGCGGCCUGCUGUCGCAUGUACCCCACUCUGCACUCCCUCAAGAGCCACAUCAAGGGGGGCUUCAAGGAGGGCUUCAGCUGCAAGGUAUACUACCGCAAGCUCAAAACUCUCUGGGGCAAGGAGCAGAAGGCCCGGCCAGGAGAGAGGCUCUCCUUGGUCAGCUGCCAGGCCUUCAAGUAGUCUGCCGACACCUCAGGUAAAUAGGGACGAGGCCUACUUAUGCCUCUGGAGAGGUAACAAUAAAUUGAAGUUAGUCAUAGUA
Messenger RNA from Peromyscus leucopus (white-footed mouse), 757 nucleotides. RefSeq names its product spermatogenesis associated 46 (gene Spata46). The coding region runs from base 61 to 675 and encodes 204 amino acids. Lineage: Eukaryota; Metazoa; Chordata; Mammalia; Rodentia; Cricetidae. Gene Ontology annotation, cellular component: nuclear membrane. Gene Ontology annotation, biological process: fertilization. The transcript has 2 exons. The record is from RefSeq and is a predicted model, not a curated record.